Apis laboriosa (Himalayan honeybee) is the source of this 2259-nucleotide messenger RNA. Its product is annotated as hexosaminidase D-like. Gene Ontology annotation, molecular function: hexosaminidase activity. The transcript is spliced from 9 exons. The coding region runs from base 149 to 1606 and encodes 485 amino acids. Gene Ontology annotation, biological process: carbohydrate metabolic process. NCBI's taxonomy places the organism in Eukaryota, Metazoa, Arthropoda, Insecta, Hymenoptera, Apidae. The record is from RefSeq and is a predicted model, not a curated record.
UGUAAUAAAUAUAAGCAAGAAAAAAAUAAAAGAAUCCAGAGAAUAAUAGAGAAUCAAAAAAUAUUUGUUAGAAUCUCCUUAACUCGAAAUGUUAAUUAAAAUCUAAUAUUAUAGUCUCUUCAAUUAACGUUGUAGUAAUGGAGGAAAGAUGGACGCCUUGACGUUUGGCUCUCACAGGCUAGUUCACUUAGAUCUCAAGGGUGCCCCACCGCGAGUCUGUUAUUUUGAAAAGUUAUUUCCAUUAUUAAGGACAUGGGGUGCCACUGGACUUCUGCUAGAAUGGGAAGACACAUUCCCAUACAAUCGAGAGCUUUCUCAUAUAGGAAGCAAUGGAUUAAGCAGUUUAAUCAGUGGAUAUACAGUUCAAGAAGCCAGACAUAUCCUACAAAUUGCAGGAGAUUGUGGUUUAGCUGUUGUUCCUUUAGUACAAACAUUUGGUCAUAUGGAGUUUGUUUUAAAACAUGAUGAAUGGAGGUCUUUAAGAGAAGUGGAGCACUUUCCAAGCUCAAUUUGUCCAUCUAAUCCAAGAACAUUAUCUUUGGUAAAGUCCUUGAUUCGACAAAUAGUUAGUUUUCAUCCAGACAUACAAUAUUUGCACAUAGGUGCAGAUGAAGUCUGGCAUUUAGGUCUUUGCUCAGUUUGUAUAAAACGUGCUGCCUCUAGCAAAUAUGGGAAACCAUCUCUGUACCUGGAACAUGUUUUGGCUAUUGCACAAUAUGUACAAGAAACAUAUCCCUAUUUAAAGAUUAUUAUAUGGGAUGAUAUGUUAAGAUCAAUAGAUUUACAGGUUUUGAACGAUCAUUAUAUUGGAAAAUAUGUGGAACCUAUGAUCUGGCACUAUAAUCCUAGAGAUAAUUUUGCUCUACCUCAUGAUUUAUGGGAUAAAUAUACUGCAGUUUUUCCUCAUAUUUGGGCAGCUACUGCAUUUAAAGGUGCUACUGGAUCUUCUCAACAUGUACCAAUCAUAAGACAUCAUAUAAGUAAUCAUGAAAAAUGGUUAGAAGAAUUGAGUAUACAUGUAAAUAAAGUUCGUGAAUUUCGAGGAACAGUCUUUACAGGAUGGUCAAGAUAUGAUCAUUAUGCAACAUUAUGUGAAUUAUUACCUACCGCAAUACCAUCAUUGGCGUUAUGCUUGAAAGUCUGGCUUCAUGGUUAUUCUGAACAAAUUCAUAAUCAAGUGGCAAAAUGUUUAGGAUAUAUGGAUCAUCCUUUACAUAUAACACCACAACCUAGACCUGUACCAAUACCUAGUAACUUACUUUUUCCUGGAUGGCCAGUUGCAGUAGGAAUAGAAUGGUUUUUAAAUUUUAGAACUAAAUUUCAUAAUAUUGUUUCUAGUGAACAAAUAUCUACAUGGAUGAAUCCAUGGCAAGUCGCAAAUAAUUAUACAAAUCCUAUGCAAUUAGAAAAUUUAGUACCCGCUUUUACGGAAUUACUAUUAGAAUUAUCUUCCUUAGAAGGAUAUUUAAGAUUUCAGAUGGAAACUAUUUUCUUUCCAUCAAUGAUUGAUGAAUGGAUAGGUACAAAUAUUCAGCCCAUGAAAGGGAAACUUAUGGAAUUAAAACAAACUACAGAGAAUCAAAUUAAGUUAAAUAGUCGAGUUUAGUAUUUUAAAUAAGUAUUUUGCAGAAUUUCUGCUUUAGAUCUCAAUGACCAACUUGAAUACAGGUGACGAAUAUGAAACGAUAGGCUGAUGAACAAAGUACGAAAAUAUUUAGUAAAUUGUAAAAUUUUAUCUUAUAAGUAGAUGUAGCGAAGUAAAAAUAGAUAUUAAAAAGGUGAUAUCUGUAUGAUAUCACAGAAUAUAAUGUACAGAAUAUAAUUUUAUAAGAGAAGGAAUGGUUAUUUUAAUACUUGGCUUAGGGAGAAAUGAACUUGUGACAAUGAUUUUGUCACUGAGCUUUGUCAUUUUGUGAGCUGUUCUGUGAUAUUUGGCUAUGAAAGGAUUAUUGUAAUGUAAUUAAGCACUAUAACCAUAUUUUUUUGUGGUGGUUAUUGUGUUUACCACAUAUGCUUCUAAUUAUCUACGUUUCUUAUUAUAUUCAUAGUAUGUGCAAAUAUUUUUUGUACUCGAUUUAGAAAUAUGUCUAAAAAUUUUUCAAGAAUUAUAUUGAUCAGCUAUAAAAAGAUUUUAUGCAAUAUCUAAUAUAUUUCAUAGAAUCUUUUUUAUUACUAAAGUUCUAAACAAAUCUUGUUUUAGAGCAUAUAUCGAUCUAAUAUAUCUAUGAAGCAUAAUAUUAGAUUGAACAUAGAUGAAGU